GGCGCAGGCCGAGCAGGUAGUGCUGGCGGCUGGCUUUGUGUCCGUGCAGCCCCGAAUCUUGGAGGAAGAACCGCUGCGCAGCAGGACAACUCCAACCAGGUCUUCAGGAUGAAGUUGGGUCUCUUGACAGCUCUCCUGGUUCUUCUGACUGCUGAGGAAGCAGAGGCUCUGCAGGAACCUCAGUUAUGUUACAUCUUGGAUGGGAUUCUGUUUGUCUACGGCAUCGUCCUCACCUUCCUCUAUUGCCGACUGAAGAUCCAAUAUCGGAAGAAAUCAAAACAAUCCCAUUCAGCAAUUUAUGAGAAAGUGGAAGGAGUCUAUACAGGCCUCGUCACAAGCGAAACCGACACCUACACAGCGCUGGAGCUCCCCAAAGUUGAAGCGCAGGGUAAAGUCCCCGAAGAAGAGCUCGUAGUGGAAUAGGCACUGUCGCUUUCAGAACCCUUUUUCGCCGGCAUCUGAAAAUCGCAAAACUGUUUUUGCCGCAAGACGACAGAGCAAUUCUUGCUGUAUCUGCGAGGAAGACCCAUCCUCUUUUGUGCCUUGACCAAGCGGCUUGGAUGAAGGAGGCCUUGUCCACAGCUGCCGCUGCUUGCUCAUUUCAGCCAGCAUCUACUGGGAUGGGGGGUGGGUGGGGACGAGAUCUCACUGUUUGUUAAUCCCACUGGCGCUCUCGUGAGUGUCCCCCAAAGCUAUUCCACUUUGGAGCAAAGUCUCGUUUGUCCAUUCCCCAGUUGUUGUGGCAAAAAUGAACCCAGCCUCUGUUCAGCAGGCUGGAAAGAUUGGUUUAUUAAACUACAAUGGCAGGAGAAUUUACAAGCAUGCGAGCCUGGCUGGUAAGUUUUGAUCGGUUGCAGGUAUCAUGUUGACUAUAUACAGGGGUCAUUUCGUAGGGAAAGAGCUGGAGGAACUCAUUAGCAUAACUCAUUAGCGUAACACAUCAGAAUAUGCCACGCCCCUUGACAUCACUGGAAAUGUUUCAUUAGCAUAACUGAUUUGCAUGCGCCACACCCCCUGGCAUCACCUAUCCUGGCUGUUUUGGACCCGAUCCUGGCCAUUCAGGGCCGAAAUUGGGCCCAAAAUGGCAAAAAGGGGCGGAAAAUGGCCAAAAAGGGGCCCAAAAUGGUCAGGAUCCAGCC
Eublepharis macularius is the source of this 1139-nucleotide messenger RNA. It is a transcript of the gene FCER1G, whose product is annotated as Fc epsilon receptor Ig. The coding region runs from base 109 to 423 and encodes 104 amino acids. Lineage: Eukaryota; Metazoa; Chordata; Lepidosauria; Squamata; Eublepharidae. The record is from RefSeq and is a predicted model, not a curated record. The transcript is spliced from 5 exons. Gene Ontology annotation, molecular function: IgE receptor activity. Gene Ontology annotation, cellular component: Fc-epsilon receptor I complex. Gene Ontology annotation, biological process: cell surface receptor signaling pathway.